Messenger RNA from Dioscorea cayenensis subsp. rotundata (Guinea yam), 2010 nucleotides. RefSeq names its product PHD finger protein At1g33420-like. The transcript is spliced from 5 exons. NCBI's taxonomy places the organism in Eukaryota, Viridiplantae, Streptophyta, Magnoliopsida, Dioscoreales, Dioscoreaceae. The record is from RefSeq and is a predicted model, not a curated record. Bases 84 to 1868 code for a protein of 594 amino acids.
UCCUCCUUCUCCGAUCUCGCUCUCCGUUCUCCACACCAAACCCUAACCCUAACCCUAGAGCUCUGGAAUCACUGGAUCUGGCGAUGGCUGUGGGAAGCCGACCGCUGAAGAGGGCGAAGCGGCGGGUCACGGCGGGGCUGCAUGAUUUCCUUGCCGGGGAGGCGAUGGAGGGGCCGUUCCGGGAGUGCGUGCGUGCCUUCCUCUCCCGGCACGGGCUUCCAUCCCCGUCGGCGCCGGCCGCGCAACACCUCUCUGUCUGGCGAGUCGCGUCCCGAGUCGGUGACUCGGUGGAGCUUGGUGUAGUCGAGGAGGACGUCGCCAGAUCUCGAUCUGUGUACUGCGAUCAGUGCCGAGUUGUUGGAUGGAGUAGUCACCCAGUUUGUGGGAAGCGUUACCAUUUCAUUAUCCGAAAUGACAGCGGAAAUCCUGCCUUCAAUUCUCAGCACACUUGCAUUCGUUGUGGAUCCUUGAUUUCCUCAUCCUGUUGGAGAUGUUCUUCAUGCCACUAUGAGAUGACAUCUGAUGAUCUAGAAGACCAAGCAUAUUUUCAGUUGGAAAACACAACCCAUUUGUUGCAUGGUGUUGUACAUGCCAAUGGUUUUGGUCAUCUUCUCAGAGUUAAUGGUCGUGAGGGUGGUUCGAAAUUUCUAAAAGGAUCAGAUAUCAUGAGCUUCUGGGAUAGUCUCUGUAAGGUGCUCCGUGUCAGAAAGGUGACUGUAAUUGACGUCUCAAAGAAACACGGGUUGGAUUACCGUCUCCUUCAUGCAGUUACUGCUGGCCGCCCAUGGUACGGUGACUGGGGGUACCAAUUCGGUGCCGGGAGCUAUGCUCUUGAUGCCAAUGCCUAUCAAAGGGCUGUGGACACCAUCUCUAAUGUCCCCUUGUCUUGUUUAUAUUCGCAUACCCGAUCACCACGCACCCAAUUGCAGGACAUUAUCUCAUUUUAUCAGUCCCUUUCCGACUGUGAUCUGGUUACUGUGAGGGACCUUUUUUGCUGUUUGACAGGUUUGAUAAAUGAUGUCCAAUCAGAUAUUUGUGGAUCUCAUAAGAACAAGAAGACCACAGAAGCCGGUGGUGGGGUUCUUUCUGCAUGGACAAGAGAUGACAUUACACAUGCAGAGGAAGCAAUGAUCAAGGUUCUUCAAGCAGUCAACGGAUCUAAGUGGGUAACCUGGCGUGCUCUCAAGGGAUCAACCUUCCGUAGUUUAGGUUCACCGGAGCUUCUUGACUACUGCCUCAAGGGUUUAGCGGGCAAAUUUACAGAGGAUGGUAGAUUUGUGGCAAUGCAAUGCAAUGCUGAGGCAAACACAAUAGAGUUUCGGCUUGAAUCCAAUUCGGAACAUGCAUCAUCAACUCAAAGUUCAAGCAAGCCUUCUCGAGAUCACCUUCUCUGUGAUCUCAGAUAUCUUUAUGAUGCACUCCUGAACCCUGUUACAUCACAGGCCUACAAGCCGCCUAUAACAAAAGAGACAGUUCUUGGUGCAGCAAAGAAGCUGUUGGACUGCAAGCAAUUCAUCAAACACUAUGACCAGGAGGCUGAAAAUCAUAUACCUUCUAAUCCAUUUGCGUUUCAAGUAUGGUGUCAUGUAGAGUUAGUAGACCAGCAGAAAGACUACACUGCACCCCCACCAGAGCUUUUGAUUCUGCCAUCGGCAGCCACUGUUUGGGACCUCAAGAUCCAAGCAACAAGAGCUUUCCAAGAGACUUAUCUUAUGUUUCAGAGAUUCCAAGCUGAAAACCUUUUAGGCCAUGGUUAUGUCAGAGACAUGUCUGUCAAAGACACCAUCCAAGUGCAAGCACUUGACCGGAGUAAACAUGUCUGUUUGCAUAAGAGGACGGUGCUUACUAGGAGAGGGGAGGACUCUUGAGCACUUUCGAAUGGAGAGGGGGAUUGAAAUGUGGACAGUUGAUUGCAGUUGUGGUGCCAAAGAUGAUGAUGGUGAGAGGAUGAUGGCUUGUGAUGUGUGUGGGGUAUGGCAGCAUACUAGAUGUGCUGGUAUUGAUGAUCAU